Messenger RNA from Salvia miltiorrhiza (redroot sage), 2205 nucleotides. RefSeq lists its product as uncharacterized. NCBI's taxonomy places the organism in Eukaryota, Viridiplantae, Streptophyta, Magnoliopsida, Lamiales, Lamiaceae. The record is from RefSeq and is a predicted model, not a curated record. The transcript has a single exon. Gene Ontology annotation, molecular function: RNA-DNA hybrid ribonuclease activity; nucleic acid binding. Gene Ontology annotation, biological process: DNA integration. Bases 1 to 2205 code for a protein of 734 amino acids.
AUGCCGUUUUUCAAAAUCUUAAGGAAGGGCACUAAAUUUCUAUGGACAGAGGAAUGCCGAGCGGCAUUUGAAGAUCUCAAGGUAUAUCUAGCAAAACUCCCGACUCUGACCAAGCCGGUCCCGGGAGAAACGUUGUAUCUGUACAUAGCAGUGGGGAAAGACGCAAUCAGCUCUGUGCAUAUCAGAGAGGAGGGAAGUCACCAGAAACCUAUCUACUUCGUCAGCCGAAUCAUCCAGGGUCCUGAAUUGAACUACACAGAGAUAGAGAAGGCUGCUCUGGCGGUCAUGGUCACGGCGAGAAAGUUGAGGCCAUAUUUUCUGUCACAUCGGGUAGUGGUGCGCACUGCCUUACCUUUCAAACAAGUGCUAGGGCGCCCGGACUUGUCGGGCAGAAUGGUGAAGUGGGCUGUGGAGUUGGGGGAGUAUGAUGUGGAGUACGAGCCAAGAACAGCGAUCAAAGCACAAGCGUUGGCAGAUUUCAUCCAAGAAACAACUCGCCGUCCCGUACCGGAAUUUUGGGUUGCCUUUGUGGACGGAUCAGUGACAAAAGAUGGAUGCGGAAUUGGGGUAUAUAUCACAUCACCAGGGUAUGGUACAUAUCAGUUUGCAAUCAAAUUCACUUGCCGACUGUCCAACAAUGAAGCGGAAUAUGAAGCUGUGGUCAGAGGGGCACACAUUUUAUCAGAACUCAAGGCCGAAUGUGUCAUCAUCAAGACAGAUUCCCAGUUAGUGGCCCAACAAUAUUCAGGGGGUUAUAGUGUCAAAGACGAACGCAUGAGGGCGUACCACCGCAAGCUCAGCGAGAUGAAGGACAAGUUUAUGGAAUUCAAAAUCGAGCAGAUUUCUCGGGAGGAUAAUACGAAAGCAAACCUACUGGCGCGAAUGGCUAGUGCAGUGGAACAAACCUGGAGUGAUGAAAUUAUUUUACUCUGUGAUACCAGAGAUAUGGGGACUUCACAGGUCUUCUCCGUAGAAAUCAGAGACGACUGGCGGGCUCCUAUUUUACACUUUCUCAAGACAGGGGAGCGGUUGAGCAAGGAAUCUAAUCAGAGGGCACGAUACGAAAAUUAUUGCUUACUUAAUGACCAACUCUACAAACGAUCCUUUACUCAGCCUUUACUAAAGUGCUUAUCUCCAGAGGAAGCUAACUUUGCGUUAAAUGAAGUUCAUGCAGGUUGUUGUGGUGGUCACACGGGAUUCUGGGACCUUGUACGCAAAAUCAUUCGGGCAGGGUUCUACUGGCCUAAUAUCAACAAAGACGCCAGAGAGUUUGUCCGCAAGUGCGAGGCUUGCCAGAGACACGCUGGGAGAAUCAACGUUCCAGGGGAGCCUAUGGGCGUUAUGUACGCUGCAUGUCCAUUCAACAAAUGGGGUAUCAACAUAGUCGGGAAGCUGCCCAUGGCACCAGGAGGCAAAUGUUUUCUACUCGUAGCGGUGGACUACUUUUCUAAGUGGGUAGAGGCUGAAGCUGUGGGAAAAAUUGAUGAGGUGACUGUGAAGCGCUUCAUUUGGCGGAAUAUAUGCUGCAGAUUUGGUGUGCCCAUGAUCAUCGUCUCUGACAACGGAACCCAGUUCACUGGGCAGAGGAUCGUGGAUUUCUGUGAUCGGAUGGACAUCACUCAAAGAUUCGUCUCGGUAGCUCAUCCGCAAGCGAAUGGCCAAGUGGAGUUGGCCAAUAGGACAAUAUGCAAAGGGAUCAAGAAGAGGCUGACUCAGAGCAAAGGCAAAUGGGUUGAGGAGCUGGAUACCGUACUUUGGGCCUACCGCACUAGCCCAAAGACAGCCACGGGUGAAGCACCAUUCACUCUGGUGUAUGGAUCUAAUGCGGUAAUACCAGCAGAGGCAAGAUUGGAAUCAUAUCGAAUAACAACCUACGAUACUGAGCACAAUGCUGAACUUCGCCGAGCAGAGCUAGAUUUGGUGGAAGCACAGAGGGAUGAAGCCCGGGUCAGAGCAGCAAAAUACAAAGGCAUUAUCAAGGCAGGGUAUGACAAGCGGGUCAGAGCGCGGAAAUUGUCAAAGGGAGAUCUGGUUCUCAAGCGGGCUGAUGCAUUGAAGGCAGUGGGCAAGUUCGAAGCUAAUUGGGAAGGCCCGUUUAUCAUCACAGAGGUCAUAGGGGGUGGAGCUUAUACAUUGUCGGAUCCAGACGGCAGAGCUCUUCCUAGACCAUGGAAUAUUAACAGUCUCAAAAAGUUUUAUGUAUAA